AUGGGGGUGACAGCGGGGGAAGAAGACGUGGCGUCUGACGCUGGCUGGGGCUGCAGAGUGGGCGCAAUGCUUGUUCUGCUGUUUGUGGGAUUGAUUGGAGCGUGGGUGCCUCUGGCGUUGAAGCAAUGCAAACUGAACACAAUCAUCGCCAUUCUGAACACUUUUGCCGGAGGUGCCUUCCUCGGCCUUGCGGUCUUCCACAUUAUGCCCGAGGCCGCGGAACACAUCGAGAAAGCGAACUUGUUUCUUGAGUUCGGCGAUGGCAGGUUCAACCUGGCUUACCUCUUCCUUUUCAUCGGUUACCUCGCCAUUCUCAUCUGCGAACAAAUCCUCACCGUCGACGACGACUUUGGAGCGCACGCACACGGGCACAAUGCGGGUUACGGUUCGGGAGGCGUGGAAGAGAGAGACAGCGGCGCGACCGCGCCUUGUUCCUGCGGCCGGCGAGUGAGUGUUGACCGCAGCUCGGUUCUGGAAGCCUCCCGUGGCGAAGACCAGGGGCGCGAGCGGGGAAAGAGGCUCGAUGAGAGGCCAAGUUACUCGGACGCCAAUCCCACAGAGGGAACAACCGAGUUUAGCAGUACUGUAGUAACAAUGUGUCCCUUUACCGUGGAGAGGGAAGAAAUGGCAAGAGAAGGACUCGAAGAGGGACACGAACAAACUGGCUCGGACCAUCGGCGGGAACCGGGCGCCUCGGAGCACGUUCGCCCACAGGAGAGGACCCAGAAAGGCGUCUUCAACGCACGUCCCAGUGAAGAACAAAGUGGCAGACAUCAAAAGAUGAGCGCAGUCGUUCCACAGAGUCAGGAGGAAGGAAGCCUGACAGAACUGGAGGGAGGACCGAGAGGAGACGAACUUGAAUUAUCGCCACGUCGUUGCAGAUGCGCUCCAAGAUUCAACUUUGACGGGACUUCGUUCUUUUUGAUGAUUGCGCUCGCCAUUCACGGAUUGUUCGAAGGAAUGAUCGUUGGGGCGGAGUCGAAUCUGAUUUCAGUUUGGCUGGUGACAAGUGUCAUCUCUGGCCACAAAUGGGCAGAGUCGCUCAUGCUCAUGUCCCAGUUCAUCGCCCGCGGCAUGGCGACACGGUGGUGCUGGAUCCUGAUGGCGGUUUUCGUUGUCUCCUCCCCUCUGGGCGUUUUGAUUGGCCUCGGCCUGCGCAGUGAAGGCGAGGUCGCUUCGGGCGUCGCAAACGCUCUGGGUGCAGGAACGCUUCUUUAUGUGGCCGCAGAGACUUCAACGAGUGUCUUCGCCGGGUCCCGUGCGAAACGGGUCGGCCAGCUCAUCGUGUAUUGCCUAGGGGCCAGCAUGGUCCUCGGUCUUACUGUUCUCGAUCUGGCCCUAGAGGCUUGA
This is a messenger RNA of Neospora caninum, 1350 nucleotides long. RefSeq names its product GD24343, related. Gene Ontology annotation, biological process: zinc ion transmembrane transport. The record is from RefSeq and is a predicted model, not a curated record. NCBI's taxonomy places the organism in Eukaryota, Apicomplexa, Conoidasida, Eucoccidiorida, Sarcocystidae. Gene Ontology annotation, cellular component: membrane. Gene Ontology annotation, molecular function: zinc ion transmembrane transporter activity. The transcript is spliced from 6 exons. Bases 1 to 1350 code for a protein of 449 amino acids.